Trichobilharzia regenti is the source of this 1527-nucleotide messenger RNA. The record is from the annotation of a GenBank genome assembly. NCBI's taxonomy places the organism in Eukaryota, Metazoa, Platyhelminthes, Trematoda, Strigeidida, Schistosomatidae.
AUGAACAUUCAAUUACUUAUUUAUCGUCUUAUUUUAAUUACGGCUUAUAUCUCCUACAAUGGAUGUGCAGUUGUAGAGACAAGUUCAAUCAGAGAUGAAAUAGUCGAAACUCUAUUUGCUAAUUAUCAAAGUCAUGUUCGUCCUGGAGAACUUAUUCAGAAUACAACAGUGGUUACAAUUUACAUAUCUGUAUCCGCUAUAACAUCUGUGGAUGUACGCAAUAUGGAAUACACUAUUGAUAUGUUACUUCGUCAGACAUGGUAUGAUCCAAGGUUAGCCUGGGAUCAAAUAGAUAAAUUUAAACACUAUACAAAAAACAUCGUCUCCCCAGUAUUCAAAGAAAAAAUAUGGCUUCCAGAUUUAUUUUUUCGAAAUGGAAAGGAAGGCAGAUUGCAUACAAUGACUUGUGAGAACUUACUGAUACGCAUACAACCGAACGGUGAAAUAUUGUACAGUCAGAAGAUUACAAUGCGUAUGGCUUGUCAAAUGGAAUUACGAACAUUUCCCAUGGAUACUCAAGAAUGUUAUAUGGAUAUUGGAAGUUAUGGAUACACACUAGAGCAGAUCAGUUUUGUGUGGCGAAACGAAUCCCCUGUGGAUUUGAAUAAAGAUUUACAGAUAUCAGAAUUUGAUCCGCCUCAGGCAGUGAGAGCUUACGAUUGUACAAGUGGGUAUGCAACGUCAACAGGACAGUACACAUGUUUGAAUGCCACAUUCACACUACAACGGCAGUUAGGCUACUGGUUGGCGAGCACUUACAUACCUAACAUUCUUAUUAUGGUCGUAUCAUGGCUAAACUUUUGGGUCAGCUUGGAGGCUAUACCAGCCAGAGUUAACUUGAGUUUGCUAACGCUUCUCGGUGUGAUCACCCAGUCGACAAGUUAUGCCAGCUCCCUUCCAAGAGUAUCAUACAUAAAAGCAAUCGAUAUUUGGACAAUCGCCUGCAUAACUUUUAAUUCUGGUGUCUUACUCGAAUUCGCCAUAGCUUCUCACCUAGCCAGACGACAAAAAGUUUCCGAGUGGCAAGUAGAAAUAAGAAAGUUGGUUAGACGAGAGCUAGCCAGAUGGUGUUCAGCUUGCCAACUGCAGUAUGCACAAAGAGGACCAUCUGCACUCUCCGCCUACUCAUCAAAUAGGUCGAAUGAUAAAGUUUCUGACUACAUCAAUUCAGUAGCAGCUGUUGCAUUUGCAAUUCAAAAUAGUCCUGCAAUAGAAAGAACUAGCCCUCAAAUGUCAGUUCGUUUGACCAAAUCAGGUCUGUUGUCAACCACUGCUAUGAAAUCAGGGAAAACAGACAAAAUGUCAAAGAACACUUUCUAUGAAUUGGUUGCCAAUGAUUCAGCACUCACAUCUUUGGAUACAACACAAAAAGAAGCACUUUUACCACCAAGUGAACCUCAACGGGUCAAGAAACCGGCUUCAAUGUCAAAAAUAGACAGUUAUAGUCGAUUUCUUUUCCCAGCGUGCUUCCUAUUGUACAACUGUUUUUAUUGGCUAUAUUAUCUAGUCGUUAUGAAACACAAAUAA